AUGGGCAUAAAAAAUGUAUUCCCUAAUUUUCGAACUUGUUCAGUCUUGGUUGCCCAGAAAAACCAGUCAGAAUUUCAAAUGAUACUUGUUCCUCUUCUAUUUCUUCUCCCAAUUUUGUUGUGCGGUGGGAAAAAGAAAAAAGCGAACAAAAAUGUGAAAGAGGCGUCGAAAGUGAACUCACUGGUUCCACCGUCGACCUCUACGGACCCGCUGAAGACUAAAGAGAAGGAGAUGAAAAAAGAAGAAGCUCCGGGAGCACCAGACGCCCCGACUAAGCCGAAAAGUCCUCCGAAACCAGUGGUCCAGGACACGAAACUUGCUGAAGUGCUGCCUGAAAGUGAGAAGGAAGACGAAAUGAAGAAUGGUAUUCAGUUGCCGAAUCCGCCGAAAAAUUUGAAAUGCGAAAGUGAAAUUGCUCCAAAGGAAAAGCCGGCGGCUGACGAAAAGAAGGACGAGAAAAAAGAUGAAAGCAAGAAGGAUAAGAAGGAAGAGAAAAAGGAGGAGAAAAAAAAGGAAAAUGACGAAAUUAUGUGAAAAAUUCGAUAAAUUGGUUCUUGAAGA
Caenorhabditis elegans is the source of this 561-nucleotide messenger RNA. RefSeq lists its product as uncharacterized. The transcript is spliced from 3 exons. The record is from RefSeq and is marked reviewed. NCBI's taxonomy places the organism in Eukaryota, Metazoa, Nematoda, Chromadorea, Rhabditida, Rhabditidae. The coding region runs from base 1 to 534 and encodes 177 amino acids.